This is a messenger RNA of Aspergillus pseudotamarii, 369 nucleotides long. RefSeq lists its product as uncharacterized. The coding region runs from base 1 to 369 and encodes 122 amino acids. The transcript has 4 exons. The record is from RefSeq and is a predicted model, not a curated record. Lineage: Eukaryota; Fungi; Ascomycota; Eurotiomycetes; Eurotiales; Aspergillaceae.
AUGGAUUUCACUACCCUUGCACCCGUCCUGGUCGGCGCAUCCUUACAUAACCAAGCCACUGCAUCUAGAAAUGUCUACAUGUGUCCUGGGCCAAAUUGGACCGACCCGUGCUCCCUCUUCUCCUUCAACAUCGGCGAAUGCCUAAAUAUCGAAUUCUGGGAUACGCUCGGUUCCAUCGGUCCUGAUCCUGAUCUGGUCUGCUACUUGUGGAUCGAGUCCGGUAAUUGCGUCAAUACAGUUGGAAACAUUGACUCGGGUGGAAUCGUGGAUCCCGGUAUUGCUGGUUUGCAGACUUGGGAUGAUGGGGAGACGGGGAAGCCGGCGGGAUAUUGGUUUAAUGAGGCGAAGUCUAAUGUUCCUGGGCCAUAA